UUUUUACGUCGCCAAAUGGAUGGAAAUGUAGCCGGUGACACGCUCUGCAUGUUGCUUGGUAACCAAAUGGCGUUUGCUCAAACAGGGAAAACCUGAACACAACAACUCUGCGUUUAGGGCAUGUUUUGCAAAUAUAUAUAUAACGAAAACAAAUGAUGACAUGUAUUAACUAACUGUUAUCUAUAUAUCAACGGGCAAGAGUUGUGUUUUGAACAGACACAUUUAGGGUAAACUCUGUGCGUAAUUGGAAUAGGUGGAUCAUCAUAGUGCGACGAAUGUAGACGGCACAGGUCCAGUUCAUAAGCAUGGAGAAGAACAUUUACAAUUACGCAAUAGAAAGUGCCCCUUCGUCCCCCCCAGUGGAGGAUAUGACGGAGCUGGACAACCGGCAGCAGAGAGUCUACCACAGAGCUGCCAGGAUGAUACAGAGGACAUGGAGGAGACAUGUGGAUACACGCGUGUUCCAGUACUUCAAGAACCUUGUGAGGUUCCGUAACCAGGGAGACCCUCAACUCCUGCUCAAAAAUGUCAACCCCAGAGAGGCAAAUAUUCUGGAUGCUGCUGCAGGAGUCCACAUCAGAUUCAGACUGGGAGGGACCACCUUUCCACCGAGCAUCUACUAUAAGAUCUACACCCAUCGACCCAUCGUGGACAUGUGUGCCAACAGCCCCAAGGACUACACCCACCCCAGGCAGAAGAGGCCCGUCCCCAGGCAGAUACACAACGGGAGGACCCAGGUGCAGGACGACCAUGCUGGCUGGUACCACCGCGUGGAGAACAACAGCUGGAGACUGCUCUCUGGGAAGGCUGCUCUGUUAGGUGACAUCAUCACGUUGGAGACCAAUGGCAGGAAGGUGGAGUUUCACCAUUCCAAACUGCAGCGUCGUCAGGACGUGGACAGGAGGAAGAAGAGGAGGAAGAUUGAAUGGUUGAAGCAGAUGUAUGACUGUGGCUGUCUGCAUGCACGUACAGAGCAUAGUGAGACAGCCAUGCUGGUGGAGCGGUCAGCCCAGGGCAUGAUGGACGCCGUGGAGCAGCUGGGACCCAACCACAUCGUAGAGUGGGAGGUGGAUGAACUACUGGAGUGGACCAACGCUCUCAACUUUGACGAGUAUAUUAAUGACUGGAGGGUUGUGGGUACCAGUAAUUCCUCUGAGUCUUGGAAAGAUAAGAGGCCUUCCAACCUGGAGCCUUGUGUUGAGUUCUCAGGGCUGGGGCAGGAGGACAGCCAGGGGCUGGGGCAGGAGGACAGCCAGGUGGAUACCUACAGCAGUAUCCUCCAGCCCCUGGUCUCCAGCCUCAUCAAGUCAGAACACUCCAAGGCCAAUCUCUGACUGACUGGCUGGCUGGCUGACUGACUGGCUGACUGCAUCGUAUCGCUGACCAGACCAGAAAAUUGCUAUACCAACCAUCGGACACUACUACUAUGACACUAUGCAGUGAGAUUAAAUUAAAUGUGAUGAGCAAUAAAGCAAGUGGUGAAUGUAACUAUGUAACUAUGAUAUACAUUAUAUAUUAUUGUA
Molecule: messenger RNA, 1523 nt
Organism: Salmo salar (Atlantic salmon)
Lineage: Eukaryota; Metazoa; Chordata; Actinopteri; Salmoniformes; Salmonidae
Source: RefSeq, a predicted model, not a curated record